GGGAGAACGCUUGCCAGGCGGAAACCCACCACGUACUGGAACACUGCCACCGAACUAUUUGCUGGAAGGGGUUAAACCCGAACCACCCAGCUGGCACCACGAGAAGGUUGUUCCGCUAGCCAGCCUAUCGUGUUCCAUUUUCUGUCAGACGCUAAAUUCAGUUCAGCCGCAUCCCCGAUUAUUGGCCCGAACUUCUAUCCGGAUAUAUUAAAGUAUGGUUUCAGAUUUUUUAUUCUGUGGAGCCUGUUUCCUAAACUUCCGUCUGUGUGAUAUAAACCUUUUUAUCGAGCACAAAAAGAACAGUUGUACCAGCUACACAACUGAAUCCCGACCAUCUACCGACAAUUUUGUGGCAAAUUUGUUGGAGUGUGUACAGUGCUUUAGGAAGUUUCCGACACCGUGGCCACUAUUACUGCAUGUGCAAUCGGAACACCAGAUGUUGUUUGUAAAUACGACACAACCUCCGUCGGAUACAUUGAUACAUGAUGUAAGUCGCAGCAUAUGCUUUCCCCAAACAUCACCGGAUCAAUCAGAGGACACGGAUGUUCAUAAAUCUUUAGACCAUUCUGUUGUUGAAGUAUCCAAACACGAGCUCGCCUCAGUGGGAACGCAGACCAUCAUAAGCUCGCUUCAGAAUAAUUUGUUAGCAUCUAAGAAGCGCGGUUAUGUCUCCUGCUGUAAUUCUACAUCCACUUGUAGCCAUUGCGCGUGCAAUUGCGUUGAUGCCCACGAUGCUCUGUGUUACUGCGACUCCACUAGCUGUAGUCUACCCGUCUCCUCACCUUGUGGAUGCGGAUAUUACUGUCCCCCCUCGUUCCCCUUACAUCUCAAACAAGGCACAUGUACCCUACAAACAGCUUUUGGCACAUGCUCCCUUUCAACGUCACGCUGUGUCCCGCCUGCACCGGGAGUUACUGCAAACCAGAACGGCAGAAAUGAUACUCCAACUACUAGUGGUCAGUGCUGCAUGUCUCUCGUCCGUUGCAACACACGAUGUUGUCUAACGGAGAAUACGACAGUAACCUCUCAGUCGUUGACUCUUUCAUGCUGCCCUUGCCCCCCAACCAUCAGGAAGCCCAACACAACCUCUUCAGAAGUUCAGACUGAUUUAGAACCGGAAUUUGGGGAGCUGAAUUACUCGGAUAUAGCAAUGUUAUUGGCGUCCCCGACUGGGUCAGUCGCAGUUAGCCCUCCAGACAUUUUAGACUGUGUUCUCAAGCCAGAUCAUCCAGCAGGUACCUUAUCAAACCAACCUUCCGAAACACAAGAACAAGCUUCUUUGUCUACCGACCUGAUGACCAUCGAGCCUACAGUCCUCGGAUUUGAUAAUUCCACUGAUGCACCGAAUGUCACUGUUGAUUCCACUGGCGAACAGUCUUCACCAUCUGCUCCCUUACCUUUGGUGACGUCCGGUUGUCAGGCGAACACGCUUCCUGCGAUUACGUUUAAUAUUUUAUCCACCAGUUUCAUGAAAGCGCAUGGGUCAGAAGGGACAUUUAAUGAAGGCCAUUCCCAAGACCUUAUGUCACCAAUCGAAAACACUACACAACAAUGUUCGGUGGCUCCGCAUGGAGAAAAUCGGGGUUCUUUGCUCUCUACCAUGCCGCGAUUCAAGUGCACUAUGUGUGGAAAAGUUCACCGGCAAAAGAUCCAUUUGAAAAAACACAUAAUGACACAGCACAUCCGCAAAAAACCAUACGAGUGCCCAUUGUGUAAGUACGCAACCGUUGAGAAAAGUCAUCUCACCGUUCACAUUCGCACCCACACUGGUGAGCGGCCUUUUCGUUGUCGUGUUUGUGAGUAUUCGUCGACGCAAAAUUGCACGUUGAAAUCCCAUUACAUACGGAAACACCCUGAAAAUCAACUUCAGUGCUCCAGAUGUUUGGAAACAUUCUACACCGAGCUAGAGUUAGGAAAACACCAACGAAUGUGUUUCUUUGGUUGCUUAUAGCAUCUCGUGCAUCUGCAUUUCAUUAUCCGGUUUCCUCAUUCGUUAACGACGGUGAUGAUUUGAUCUCGUUUUCUCAUCGAUACUUUCUAACUUGUCAAACGUACGUGUCGCCACCAGUUCCAUAUAAAGAUCUCUUCCAACACUGCACUCCAAAACUCUACAAUGAGCAAUUGGCUUCUCUCGCCUCAAAUUGUAUAGCGUACUAUUUACAGAUUUUUACCAAAGCGCUUUUGUACACCAAUCCAAAUCUCACUUGAAUCUGUCUAGAUCCAUUUAUGAUUAAAUGCCUUCACUCGCGACUCAGUUUCACUAACUCCCACAAUCCACUGCUUAUUUAGUGCUGGCAUUCACGGAUGCUACUCGGCUCGUAUCGAUCCGGGCGGCUGUUUCCGUUGUAAUACACAUUUCAGGGUCACAUUGU
Dicrocoelium dendriticum is the source of this 2372-nucleotide messenger RNA. The record is from the annotation of a GenBank genome assembly. NCBI's taxonomy places the organism in Eukaryota, Metazoa, Platyhelminthes, Trematoda, Plagiorchiida, Dicrocoeliidae.